Messenger RNA from Arabis nemorensis, 1398 nucleotides. The record is from the annotation of a GenBank genome assembly. Lineage: Eukaryota; Viridiplantae; Streptophyta; Magnoliopsida; Brassicales; Brassicaceae.
AUGGGUCGAAGCUCAAGUCUUAUCUCCUUCUCUUUGACACUUUUGAUCCUAUUCCAUGGCUACACUGCUCAGCAGUGGCCCAACGAGUGCCAGCUCGAUCAGCUCAAUGCGCUCGAACCGAGUCAGAUCAUCAAGAGCGAGGGUGGUCGCAUCGAAGUGUGGGACCACCGUGCACCUCAGCUCCGUUGCUCCGGCUUCGCCUUUGAACGUUUCAUCAUUGAGUCACAGGGUCUUUACUUGCCCACCUUCUUCAACGCAGGCAAACUCACGUUUGUCGUUCACGGACGGGGUCUAAUGGGAAAAGUGGUUCCGGGAUGCGCCGAGACGUUCAUGGACUCACCGGUGUUUCAACAGGGCGGGCAGUUUGGAGAAGGCCAAGGUCAGGGUCAGAGUCAGGGGUUCCGUGACAUGCACCAGAAAGUAGAGCACAUCCGGUGCGGUGACACCACAGCCACACCACCUGGUGUGGCUCAGUGGAUCUACAACAAUGGAGAUGAGCCUCUUAUCCUUGUUUCAGCCGCUGAUAUUGCUAACAACCAGAACCAGCUUGACCGAAACCUUAGACCAUUUUUGAUAGCCGGAAACAACCCACAAGGCCAACAAUGGCUACAAGGCCGAGAGCAACAACCACAAAACAACAUCUUUAGUGGCUUCGCACCCGAGAUCUUGGCUCAAGCCUUUAAGAUCAAACUCGAGACGGCUCAGCAGCUCCAGAACCAGCAAGAUAACCGUGGAAACAUUGUCAAGGUCAAAGGUCCAUUCGGCGUCAUUAGACCACCCUUGAGACGCGGCCAAGGUGGCCAGCAACCACAGGAAGAAGGUAACGGUAUAGAAGAGACUUUGUGCACAAUGCGAUGCACCGAAAACCUAGAUGACCCGUCGAGUGCCGACGUGUACAAGCCCUCGCUCGGAUACAUCAGCACACUCAAUAGCUACAAUCUCCCUAUCCUCAGUUACCUUCGUCUUAGUGCUCUUCGUGGCUCCAUACGUAACAACGCCAUGGUGCUACCGCAAUGGAACGUGAACGCAAACGCGGCACUAUACGUGACAAACGGUAAAGCUCACAUCCAAAUGGUGAACGACAACGGACAGAGAGUGUUCGACCAAGAGAUCUCCAGCGGACAGUUAAUUGUCGUGCCACAAGGCUUCUCGGUCUCGAAACGUGCCACAAGCGACAAGUUCGAGUGGAUCGAAUUCAAGACAAACGAAAAUGCGCAGAUCAAUACUCUAGCGGGACGUACCUCAGUCAUGACAGGUUUGCCACUUGAGGUUAUAACCAAUGGAUUUCAGAUCUCUCCCCAAGAAGCUAGGAAGGUUAAGUUUAGCACGUUGGAGACCACAUUAACUCAUACCAGUGGUGGUCCGAUGAGCUAUGGAAGGCCUAGGGUCGAGGCUUAA